Molecule: messenger RNA, 367 nt
Organism: Actinia tenebrosa (Australian red waratah sea anemone)
Lineage: Eukaryota; Metazoa; Cnidaria; Anthozoa; Actiniaria; Actiniidae
Source: RefSeq, a predicted model, not a curated record
CAACGUGCUUUCCCCGGGCCUGGAACAAUGUCAACACGAGUGCUUUAUGAAUGACGCAUGCGUAUCGUACAACUUGGGUCCCACACGGGGAAUGAGUAGGACAUGUGAGCUGAGUGAUACAGAUCACGUGGGAUUUCCUGAUCAGCUGGUUGUAAAGGAAGGUGCCGAAUACUGUCCUAUUAGGAAUCCUUGUACAUCAUCUCCAUGUGCGGCCAUAGAGAUUUGUAAACCAGACUUUACUUGGGAUUCGUUUACUUGCAUCCAUAAAAUGAUCGCGUGCAGACAGCUAACAAAAUGUCCUAUCUACCAGAACUGUGUCGUGCGAGCAGAAACUUUUGCAGUCGAAUGCCUAGGUAGGUCUCGAUAG